AUGUCAGGUUACAAAACUGGAUUGUUGGGUCGUUUGAAAGAAGUUGCACCUCAAGUAAAGUGGACCCACUGUUGUAUUCAUAGGGAAGCGUUGGUUGCUGAACACCUAUCGGAACACAUGAAAACAACUUUAGAGAAAGUAGUAAAAAUUAUAAACUUUAUUAAAUCACGACCUCUACAAUCCAGGCUUUUUGAAGUCCUUUGCAACGACAUGAGAAGUGACCACGUACAGCUUAUUUUGUACUUCGAAAUUCGAUGGCUAUCACGUGGAAAAAUUCUUCAGCGCUUUUUUGAGCUAAGAGACGAAGUUCGAGUAUUUCUUCUUGAAACCAGGUUUGUAGGCUUGUUAACUGAUUUUUCUUGGCUGUCUCGGAUAGCUUACUUGGCUGAUGUUUUUGAAUACUUGAAUACACUAAAUUUGAGUUUACAAGGAAUUUAUAUUGAUGUUUUUCACGUUGAGGAUAAAAUCGAAGCAACUAUAAAAAAGUUUGAAAUUUGGGAGGUAAAGAGUGAAAUAUCUGAACACUUGUUGAGCAAGGCCAAAAUAUUAAGAAAAUAUUUUCAUCAACCUCACCCAAAUCCAUUUUCUUGUGACAUUGAAAAAAUAGAAAAUCUCUCUGAACAGGAACAAGAUGAAUUAAUUGAUUUGGUAACUUAUGGAACGAUGAAAAAUAUUUUCAACGAUAAAAAACUUAUCGAUUUUUGGUUAAUUGUUCAAAAUGAUCAAAAGCAACUGGCUGAGAAAGCUUUAAGACAUUUGAUCCCCUUUUGCACUACAUAUAGAUGUGAACAAGCUUUUUCUACCUACUGUUACAUGAAAAACAAAUAUCGUAAUAGACUUAAUAUUGACGCUGAUUUAAGAGUUAAAAUAUCAAGCAUGCAGCCGGACUUAGACGAAAUUAUGAACAAAAUAAAGAUUUCACUUGUCUCAUAG
Messenger RNA from Metopolophium dirhodum (rose-grain aphid), 933 nucleotides. Its product is annotated as zinc finger BED domain-containing protein 5-like. NCBI's taxonomy places the organism in Eukaryota, Metazoa, Arthropoda, Insecta, Hemiptera, Aphididae. The record is from RefSeq and is a predicted model, not a curated record. Bases 1 to 933 code for a protein of 310 amino acids. The transcript is spliced from 2 exons.